AUGAGAUGUAUAGAAAUACCAGAAAGUGUUGUAUUCAAUAACAAAGAAAAUGAAUAUGAAAAGAAGAGUCUUUGUAUUUGUUGUAUUAAUGAAGAAAUGAAAAACAAAGGAAUUCAUAUUAACAACUAUAACAUUGAAAGAAUUGGAAUAAUUGCAAUGAAUGAAAUUAUGUAUGGAAGAGAAAGAAUUGAUAGUAUUCAAAUUAGAAAAGUGAAUAAUAAACAAAAGACAAUCAAAGAAGUGAUUGAAGAAGAAGAGAUGAAACAAGAAAAAUGUCAAAUUGAAAUAGGUAUAGGAGGAACAAAUAAUGAGAUGAUAAGUUUUGAUGAACAUGAAAUAAAACAAUACAAAGAAGAAAAGUAUAUUAUAUUUAUUAAAAAGAUAGAAGGAAUUAAAAAAAUUAAACAAGGAAGAAUUGAAAUUGAAAGUGAAGGAAUUAUAGAAAUGAACAAAGAAGAAAUGAAAAAGAUUAAAACAAUAAUAGAAACAAAAGAAAUUAUGAUAAUGUUUAAAACAAAAAAACAAAAUAAAAAAAUAAAUAUUUUGUUUAAUAAUAAAGGAGAAGAAUAUAAAGGAGUUAUUAAUUUAUCAACAAUAAGUUGUAAUAAAGAAGAAAGAAUAAUAAUUGGAUAUAAAAAAGAAAGAAAUAUUAGUAUAAUAUAUCUUGUUAUAGGAAAUUGUACACAAAAAGUUAAUUGUUUUGAAAUAUUUAAAUAUAAUGAAAAUGAAUUAAAUAAACUUUCUAAUUGUCAAUAUAAAUAUAAUGGAUAUGAAAUUAUAUUGUUUUUUCUUAAACAAAUACUGAUAAGAAAUGAUGUAAUAAAUAUAAAUAAAUUAACAUUUAUUAUAUCAAAAUUAUCAUCUAUUUCUUUUUUAUUAACUCAAAAAAUUAUUUCUCAAGUGAUUUCAACAAUUAUACAAAAGAAUGAAUUGAAAACAGAUCUUUUUAUACAAAUUAUUACUAAAUAUAUAGAAAAUAUCAAAACAAUUUCUGAUUUUAAUAUAAAUCCAGAACCUUAUAUUAUAGGAAUUGGAUUUUUCAUUAAUAUGAUUUCACUUGUAUUAGAACAAGAUGAUAUAAAGAAAUAUUGUCAAUCAAAUAUUCAUCAAAUAUUAAUUCAUCUUAUCAAUACAUUUAUUAUUUUUAAAGAUUAUUUGUAUAAAUAUUAUUGUUUUAGAAAUGUAAGUUUAUCAUUUGGGAGAUUAAUUAAUUAA
This is a messenger RNA of Entamoeba dispar SAW760, 1215 nucleotides long. RefSeq lists its product as uncharacterized. The transcript has a single exon. NCBI's taxonomy places the organism in Eukaryota, Evosea, Mastigamoebida, Endamoebidae. Bases 1 to 1215 code for a protein of 404 amino acids. The record is from RefSeq and is a predicted model, not a curated record.